Molecule: messenger RNA, 402 nt
Organism: Peniophora sp. CBMAI 1063
Lineage: Eukaryota; Fungi; Basidiomycota; Agaricomycetes; Russulales; Peniophoraceae
Source: the annotation of a GenBank genome assembly
AUGUUCACGAAUUCGGCGAAGACGUCUUUUCGCAACUUGUACGCCGUUGUGGUCGAAGGACCGUCGAGGACGGCUUUAAGCCAGCAGAAGCAAAAGCAGGAGGGCAACCUUCCGCAAGCGCCAACCCGCAUGCGCUCCCAAUCACUCGACGAAACACCCUUGCGCCCGGUCCUGCGCCCGUCCUCGGACUCAUUCGCCACAUACGCGCCACCGAGCGCAGGCAUCCCGCGGCGCCCGAGCUUCCAGCGUACGCGCUCGGUACAGUUCGAAGAUCUGCCGCGCCCAUCGCAGAUGUACGGCCGCCGCACACGGAGGAGGUCGCAGAGCAAGAGCAUGUGGGACCGCUGGAGCGCGCUGUUCGCCACGGGCAGCAACUUGAAUAUGCAGAGGAGGUGGCCCUGA